Molecule: messenger RNA, 698 nt
Organism: Vespa mandarinia (Asian giant hornet)
Lineage: Eukaryota; Metazoa; Arthropoda; Insecta; Hymenoptera; Vespidae
Gene: Pomp
Product: proteasome maturation protein
Biological process (GO): proteasome assembly
Cellular component (GO): cytoplasm; nucleus
Source: RefSeq, a predicted model, not a curated record
AUAACGAUGAUAAUUCUGGUCAUGAGUAUUUUUCUGCAUACAUUGCGUGUGUGAAGUUACUUCGUAAAGUGACUUUCAGUUUUAAUAGUAUAAAAUAUAAAGUAUUCAUUCGUAAAUGAAAAUAUGAGUUUUGGAUUACCAUCGUUAAUACCUAAGCCUACAGUGGCUGACCAAUUUAAUCUUAAAGAUGAUACAUAUGGCAUUCCAAAUCCUAUGGUUUCUGGAUUGGCAGGAACAAGGCAAAAAAUUGGUUAUUCGCACCCUUUAGAAGCUUCGGAAUUAAAUCAUAAGAAAAAUCAAGAAUCCAUGAAUAUGGUCUUAUUACGUAAUGCUCAAGGAUUACAUGCUCCAUUGCGUCUUGCAAUGGAAUUAAAAGCUGCUGAGAAAGUUGGUAGACUCUCUUUUUUGCCAUCAUCAAAUAUUAUGAGAGAUGUUAUUCUUGGAAGAGAUGAAGAAAUUGGAUUUGAGGAUAUAUUAAAUACACCUGAAUUCAGAGAACAAAUGGGACAACCGCACGCAGUAGUAGAAAAAAGUCUUGGAAUUCUUUAAGAAGGAGGUACGAUUAUUAAUAGAACGUACUAUUUUGUUUAUAAAAAGUACUUGUGAUGCACAAUCAAAGUUUAAAAAAUAAAUAUUACGAUCUGUAUUACUAACUAAAUAACAGUUAACUUAAAUUGAUUUGCCACAAUUCAAAUGAA